Molecule: messenger RNA, 1196 nt
Organism: Terrapene triunguis (Three-toed box turtle)
Lineage: Eukaryota; Metazoa; Chordata; Testudines; Emydidae
Product: tripartite motif-containing protein 15-like
Exons: 5
Molecular function (GO): protein binding
Source: RefSeq, a predicted model, not a curated record
AAACAGACAGAAGCUGAGAGGCAGAAGAUUAUGUCUGAGUUUGAGCAGCUGCAUCAGUUCCUGAGGGAACAAGAGCAACUCCUGCUGGCCCGGCUGGCAGAGCUGGACCGGGAGAUUGUGAAACUGCAGGAUGAAAAUGUCAUCAGACUCUCCAAGGAGAUUUCCCGUCUCAGUGAGCAGAUCAGUGAGCUGGAGGGGAAGUGCCGGCAGCCAGCCAGUGAAUUCCUGCAGGACAUCAGAAGCACCAUGAGCAGGUCUGAGGAGGGGAAGUUCCAGCAGCUGCUGGAGGCUUCUUCUGAGCUGGAAAGGAGCCUCAGCAAUUUCUGUCAGAAAAAUAUUGCUGUAAAGCUGACCCUGAACAAACUGAAAGAUGUUCUGCCAUUGGAACUGAAGACAGGAAAGGGGAAAUCCAUGGGAUCAGAUGAGAAGGCGAGUGUGACUCUGGAUCCAGACACGGCUCAUCCCCGGCUUCUCCUGUCUGUGGAUCGGAAAAUUUUGACCUGGGACGUCAUACGGCUGAACCGUCCUGAACAUCCCCAGAGAUUUGAUUCGUCUCCUUGUGUGCUGGGCUGUGAGGGAUUCACCUCAGGGAGACAUUGCUGGGAGGUGGAGGUGGGGCAUGGGACAGCCUGGGCUGUGGGGGUGGCCAGAGAGUCUGUGAAGAGAAAGGAGGAGCUCAGUGCGGCACCUGAGGGGGGGAUCUGGGCUGUGCAGAGGUGGGGGUUCCAGUUCCAGGCUCUCACCUCCCCUCCAACCCCCCUGUCUCUGAGCUGCGUCCCCAGCAGGAUCCAGGUGUCUCUGGACUGUGAACAGGGGCAGGUGGCAUUUUUCAGUGCUGAUAGCGAGGCCCCGAUCUUUACUUUCCCACCAACCUCAUUCACGGGGGAGAGACUCCGCCCUUUCUUCUGGGUCUGGGGUGUAGGUUCCCAACUCACUCUCUAUUCCUGAGGCACCCGGUGGCACAUGGCUCCCAGUCCCAUGAAACGAGCUUCUCCGGCCUCUGAUAUCCUAGUCUCUUUGGCCCUGCAUGGCUCCCAUGUUCUUGCAGAGACAUUUAAAUGCAAAGUGAACAGACCAGAAAAGCUGCUGUCUCUGCCCCAUCGUGGGUCUCUCCUGCUUGUCUCUGUCUCUCUCCCUCUGAAGGACCAUGACAGCCCUGCAAGGACUGGAAAAUAGGGGUUCACAGCUUGCCUGUC